Messenger RNA from Triticum aestivum (bread wheat), 4812 nucleotides. Its product is annotated as disease resistance protein RGA5. The record is from RefSeq and is a predicted model, not a curated record. Bases 484 to 3012 code for a protein of 842 amino acids. The transcript has 3 exons. Gene Ontology annotation, molecular function: ADP binding. Gene Ontology annotation, biological process: defense response to other organism. Lineage: Eukaryota; Viridiplantae; Streptophyta; Magnoliopsida; Poales; Poaceae.
GCCGGCGACGACCUCCUUGCUCGGGUCGUCUCCGGCUGUCGUUGUCCGGGAAUUGAACGCGGAAAAUGACAGUGGCGAUACUAACCUAUAAGAUCAACCUCCUCCUUGAGUAGCUUCCAGGAAUCGUCUUCUUGGCUGCUUUCCAGGAAACAGCACAAUGGAUUCACAGCCUUGCAAUCUCCGUGUACCUGUUUUUUCCACGCUGAAUUUUCCAACGCGUUACUCCCCACGCUGCUAUUUGCCGGGGCUCCUCAUAUCCCGCUGGCCUACAACCGCAUCCCCAUAUCCCGCUGCACCACCAGUCCACCACCUAUUCCACCUCCGGCCGCGGAUACGCCACGGCCAUCCACCUCUUGAGCUCCGGCUCACCCAGUUGGACUUCUCCGGCACCACUGCAGCUCCUCCCUUUGAAUCGCCGUCACGCUCACUUGCAGCACGCGAGCGGGCUGCUGAGCCAACACCAGAAGGAGCCUAGGUAUUGAGAUGUCUGCACCGGUGGUCAGCGCCACCAUGGGGGCGAUGAACCCCCUCAUCGGCAAGCUCGCCGCACUGAUGGGCGACGAGUACAAGAAGCUCACGUCAGUCAGGAAGCAGGCCUCGUUCCUCAAGGACGAGCUUAGCGCCAUGAAAGCUCUCCUUGAGAAGCUUGAGCUCAUGGAUGAACUGGAUCCCUUGGCCAAGAACUGGAGGGAUCAUGUGAGGGAGAUGUCCUAUGACAUGGAGAAUUGCAUCGAUGACUUCAUGCGAGACCUUGGAGGUGCCGAUGCCAAGUCGGGCUUUAUAAAGAAGACGGUUAAACGUCUCAAGAUGUUGCGAAAGCAUCAUCGUAUUGCUGAUCGGAUGGAAGAGCUCAAGGCUCUUGCUCUACAGGCAAAUGAACGACGCAUGAGGUACAAGAUUGACGAUAGCAUCAACUCUACUACUCAUGUCAUUGCUGUUGAUCCUCGUUUGUCGGCGAUCUACAAGGAGGUAGCGGGCCUUGUGGGUAUUGAUGGCCCAAAGAAAGAACUUAAAAGUUGGUUACAAAAUACCCAAGAAAAACUCAAAGUGGUGGCUAUUGUUGGAUUCGGAGGUCUUGGUAAAACUACACUUGCCAAACAAGUGUAUGAUGAGAUAGGAGAGCAAUUCAAUUGUAAGGCAUUUGUAUCGGUUUCUCAAAGACCUGAUAUGACAAACCUCCUCCGUAGCCUACAGUUGGAUCUCAAGGUGGAGGAGUCAUCUCGUACUAACGAGGUACAAGAUAUCAUUGCUCGUCUUAGAGAGCAUCUCACACAUAAAAGGUACCUUAUUGUAGUUGAUGACUUAUGGAAUCAAUCAGCAUGGAAUAUCAUGAGUUGUAUCUUUCCAGAAGUCGGGAAUGGAAGUAGAGUAAUAGUAACUACACGAGUGGAGGAUGUGGCUAUUUGGGCGUGUCACAAUGACCAUGAGUGUGUUUAUAGAAUGGAACCCCUCAAAGAACAAGACUCAAGAAUGUUGUUCUGUAAUAGAGUAUUUGGUUCCGGAUAUGCCUGCCCAUCACACUUAAAAGAAGUUUUGGUUGAAAUUUUGAAGAAGUGUGGAGGCUUGCCACUUGCAAUCAUCACUAUAGCUAGUCUAUUAGCUAGUCAUCAAACAAGGUCAACGGACAAGUGGGAGAGCAUAAGAAAUUCUUUGGGCGCCAAGAUUGCCACAAAUCCCACCUUAGAAGAGAUGAGGAGUAUACUAAACCUUAGCUACAUGCAUCUUCCUCUUCAUCUUCGCCCAUGUCUCCUGUAUCUUGGCAUGUAUCCAGAAGACGAAAUGGUCAGGAGGCAUGAUCUGGUUUUACAAUGGAUAGCUGAAGGCCUUGUCAAUUGUUCUCAUGGGUCAGACUUGGAGGAUACCGGGAAGAGUUAUUUUAAUGAGCUUAUCAAUAGAAGCCUGAUUCAGCCGGCUGAGACCUCAAAGUCUGGAGAGGUGGAGUAUUGCAGAGUACAUGAUAUAAUGCUUGAUCUGAUCGUCAGCAAAUGUGCAGACCAAAAUUUUAUCAACGUGGCAUAUAAUUGUGAAGGCAUGGCAAGAAUGCAUGCCUGUGAGUACAAGGUCCGUAGGUUGUCCUUGAAAUCAAGCACCAAUGAUGCAACAUUGAGGAUCGUUGAUACUAGCAUGUCACAAGUUCGAUCAUUUGCACAAUUUGGAGAGUCCAAGUACACACCUCCUCUUUCACUAUUUAAGUACCUUCGGGUGCUGGUGUUUAUAUUCCCAUUUACGAGGAGUACGAUAGUCGACCUCACUGCAAUCGGUCAAUUGUUUCAGCUAAGAUAUCUGAAGGUUUCUACAUUCCCAAGCUCAAUAGAUCUGCCUGCUGAAGUUCGCGGGCUUGUUCAUUUGGAGACCCUGGAAAUAUCUGGUGGUGCACGAAGCAUCCCGUCAGAUAUUGUUUGCUUGCCACGGUUGUCUCGUCUGAUCCUUCCGAUUCAACCAUGUCCUCCUCAAGGGAUUUCCAACAUAAAAUCAUUGCGUGCACUACACUGUAUGAAUAUCUCGCUAGAGGAUAUUAAGGGCCUUGGUGAGCUGACCAGCCUGAGGGAGUUGAGGAUUUAUACUGAUGUGGUGGCGGGUGAAGUUGAUGCUUUGGUAUCCCUAAUUGGAAAGCUCCAUGGCCUAAAAUACCUCAAGGUCAGUGCUUUGUCUUCUCAACAUCAUUGCGGCCCGAUGUACUCAUUAUCCAACCCUCCUCUCCAUAUCGAGGAUAUUAAGGGCAUUGGCGAUGAGCUGACUGGUCUGAGAAUGCUGAGCUUCUCUGGCAAAAUGGUGGCGGAGGAGAUAGUUGAUGCUUUGGUCUCCUCAAUUGCGAGGCUCCGUGACCUCAAAUACCUCUUUGUCAGUGCUAAUGGUGUGUUUUCUAAACAUUCUUGUUGCCGGAUGUACUCGUUAUCCAACCCUCCUCUCCAUAUCGAGGUUCUUUAUAUGCUAGGAUGGAUAUUGAAGAGAGUUCCCAAUUGGAUUGGCGACCUCCAUUGCCUCCGCAGCCUGACUUUGUCGGUUGAGUAGCUAUCGACUAAUGAGGUUCACGUUGUCGGAAAACUGCCCUCCCUCAUUGACAUGUUUCUCUCUGUGUCGAGUAUCACUGAACAUAGUGGUGCCGCCAAUAGUCCGCACAGGAUUAUUUCCAGUUCUGGAAGACCUUAGACUCGUCUCUGAUGAUGCUAUGGUGAGUAAAUUGCAAAAAAACAUCACAAUUGGGGACCCUAAUUCAGAAAACCACCACCAUUCGAUUUUUUUUCAAAAAACCACCAUCAUUGUGCUAACAGUUUUGAGAAAACACUUAUCACAGGAUUAGAGAUGUUUGACGCAAAAUCUGACUGCUGGAUCCCACUUGCAAGUGAUGACAUGGCAUGAAAAAUUGACUCCGUCCGCAUGGACCGUUAACUUGAUGUGAGCCCACUUGUCAGCAUCUCCUAUCUCUCUUCGUCCCUUUCUCUGGCAUUCCAUCGAGCAGUUCGUGAGCUCUCUGCCGGCGGCAUCCGGACAAGGAAAGAGAACUGCCUGGGUGGCCGGUGCCGUUUGGAUCCGUCGUCGGAGAUGUCACGGAUCGCUGGAGGUCGGCGGCAAGCGAAGGAAGCAGCAGGUGGCAGGCUACAGCCAGCGAGGUGGCUGGUCGUGGCCGACCCGGGCGGCGCGGUGCGGCAGGCGCGCCUGCGUCCCCCGGCGGUGGCAGCCACCGCCUCCAGUCAUGCCCAUCGGAGUGGAGCCGGGCUGGAUCUCCUCAUGCCCAGGAGCUGCCCCACAACGCCGGCGAGAUCACGAAGUGAAGGAGCCCUGGCGCACAGCAGUGUGCAGCGGGGAGCCACGACGGUCUCCACUGGAUGUCCCUCCCGUCGACCUGCAGGUGGGGGCUCAGGCGGGAGGACGAGGCCGGAGAGGCCCUGGUGCUUGCUGCCGUCGUGAGCUGGUAUCCGCCGUUGCCCUCCCGCGUGCUGGAUCCGGCGGUCGGCAUGCCCGCUGGCACAGCGGGAGGUCGCAUCGCCCCGGAUCCGCCGUCGGGGCUGCGCUCGGGGCCGACACCGCUUGGAUUCGUCGCCGGGCGGCGCACGGAAGCCGGCAGUGCUCGAAUCUGUCGCCGGGACAUGGAGAGUGGCGGCGGUCAUGGAGCGACGGGGCAGUUGCCGCGCGGUGCCAGGCCGCGGCGGCUUUGCAGCGACGGUGUGGCGUCUCCGUUGACCCGGCCAUAUGAGACCUCCUCGUUCAGGCAGUGGGCGCCGCCGGCAGUUGGAUCCUGGACGGCAGCAAAGGGUGAGUCGGGGUGGGGAGAGAUGCGUGAGGUGGGAGGUGGGCCGGUUUAGUUUAGUAGCGGCGUUAUCUCGUCCUCGCUACGUGGCACCUGACCAUGGGACCCAGCGGUCAGUUUUUUGUCAAACGUCUCUAAUACAGUGAUAAUCCAGUGAUAAGUGCUUUCUGAAAAUUGUUAGCACAAUGGUGGUGGUUUUUUGAAAAAAAUUCGAAUGGUGAUGGUUUUCUGAAUUAGGGUGCUCAAUUGUGAUGGUUUUUUGUAAUUUAUUCUGCUAUGGUAUGCAUGGAGUUCGAGGCAGGGGCGAUGCCCAAGCUGCGACAGCUCCAUCUACAAGUACAUGAUGGGUGGGGUGGUGCUACACCAUUAGGGAUGGAGCACCUGUUAGCCCUCGAGCACAUCCGUGUAGGUGUCACAUCCUCCGUCCACAAGAACAGUGAUGUCGAGUCUGCCUUGAGGAGGGCAGCCGAUGUGCACCCAACAUGCCCUUCUGUUCAAAUGUAUUUAUAUGAUGAUCGGCCUUCUCUGUAAUAUAAAUCUCCCCUUGUUGUUCUACUUAUUCA